Molecule: messenger RNA, 2574 nt
Organism: Knipowitschia caucasica
Lineage: Eukaryota; Metazoa; Chordata; Actinopteri; Gobiiformes; Gobiidae
Source: the annotation of a GenBank genome assembly
AUGAGCUCCAUGCAGAUGGGCACACAGAUGGUGAAGCUGCGUGGAGGCUCCAAGGGCCUGGUGCGUUUCUACUUCCUGGAUGAACACAAAUCGUGCAUCCGCUGGAGACCGUCACGCAAGAGCGAGAAGGCCAAGAUCUCCAUCGACUCUCUGCGGGAGGUGUGCGAGGGCCGCCAGUCCGAGAUCUUCCAGCGCUACUCUCUGGGGAGCUUCGACCCCAACUGCUGCUUCAGCCUGUACCAUGGGGAGCGUGUGGAGAGUCUGGACCUGGUCUGUAGCUGCGCCGAGGACGCUCGCACCUGGAUCACGGGCCUCAAGUACCUCAUGGCGGGCAUCAGCGACGAGGACAGCCUGGCCAAGAGGCAGCGCACACGCGACCAAUAUCCUCUGUGUCUGUGGACUGUGUCUGUGGACUGUUGUCUGUGGCUGAAGCAGACCUUCUCUGAGGCAGAUAAAAACGGAGACGGGAGCCUCAGCAUCAGUGAAGUCCUGACGCUGCUUCACAAACUCAACGUCAACCUCCCACGGCAGAGGGUCAAGCAGAUGUUCAAGGAGGCCGACACAGACGAGAACCAGGGCACUCUGGACUUUGAAGAGUUCUGCUCCUUCUAUAAGAGAAUGUCGACUCGCAGGGACCUGUACCUGUUGCUCCUCUCCUACAGCAGCCACAAGGACCACCUGGACACGGGGGACCUGGCCCGCUUCCUGGGGGCGCAGCAGAAGAUGACCAGAGUGACCAGGGACCACUGUUUGGAAAUCAUCCACAAGUUUGAGCCGUGUUCCCAGAACCAGGAGCAGGAAGUCCUGGGCAUCGACGGCUUCACUAACUACAUGCGGAGUCCAGCAGGAGACAUCUUUAACGCAGAGCACUACAGUGUGACCCAGGACAUGUCGCAGCCGCUCUGUAACUACUUCAUCGCCUCGUCCCACAACACGUACCUGAUGGGAGACCAGCUCAUGUCCCAGUCCCGGGUGGACAUGUACGCAUGGGUGCUGCAGGCGGGCUGCCGCUGCGUGGAAGUGGACUGCUGGGACGGUCAGGACGGCGAGCCCAUCGUCCAUCACGGAUACACUCUGACCUCCAAGAUCCUCUUCAAAGACGUCAUCGAGACCAUCAACAAGUACGCCUUCGUCAAGAACCAUUUCCCGGUGAUCCUGUCCAUAGAGAACCACUGCUCGGUGCCGCAGCAGAAGAAGAUGGCCCAGUACCUGGUGGAGGUUCUGGGCCAUAAACUGGACCUGUCCGGGGUCAGAGUGGACCAGCUCGGACUCCUGCCCUCUCCAGAGUCACUGCGCGGGAAGAUCCUGGUCAAGGGAAAGAAGCUUCCUCCAAACAUCGAUGACGACGCAGACGAAGGCGACGUGUCCGACGAGGACAGUGCAGACGAGAUGGAGGACGACUGCAAACUGCUGAACGGAGAUACUUCAGCGAACAGGAAGCAGGUGGAGAACUUGGCAAAGAAGAAGCUGGAACACCUGAUGAAGGAGUCCAAGAUCCGGGACCGAGAAGAUCCAGACAGCUUCACCAUCACCUCUCUGACCGACCACAGCAGGAGCAAAGCUGAAGACGGCACAGACACAGACGACACCAGCAGCAACAGACCCCGCUCCUUCAUGGGCAGCUUCUCCAAACGCAAGAAAAAGACUCGGAAACUGAAGGUGACGAGUUUGGACGACACCGACACAGACCAAGAGAGCAGCAGCAGCAGCACAUCCAGAGCUGCUCCACACAACAGGAAGAAGACCAUGAAGCUGUCCAGAGCCCUGUCUGACCUGGUGAAGUACACACGUUCUGUCGGACUGUGCGACAUCGACGCACAAGUGAAUUGCAGCUGGCAGGUGUCGUCUCUGAGUGAGACUAAAGCCCAUCAGGUGCUGCAGCAGAAGCCCAUGGACUUCCUGCUCUUUAACCAGAGGCAGCUCUCCAGGAUCUACCCCUCCUCCUACAGGAUCGACUCCUCCAACUUCAACCCCCAGCCCUUCUGGAACGCCGGCUGCCAGCUCGUUGCCCUGAACUACCAAUCAGAGGGACGCGUUCUUCAGCUCAACAGAGCAAAGUUCUACAGCAACGGCAACUGUGGCUACGUCCUCAAACCGCCCUGUAUGAGCCAAGGGGCCUUUAACCCGAACCUGGACGACCCUCGGCCUGGACAGAUGAAGAAGCAGCUGGUGCUGAAGGUGAUCAGUGGACAGCAGCUGCCCAAGCCCAAGGACUCCAUGAUGGGGGACAGAGGAGAGAUCAUCGAUCCCUUCGUGGAGGUGGAGAUUAUCGGCGUUCCCGUCGAUUGCUGCAAAGAACAGACCAGAGUUGUGGACGAUAACGGCUUUAAUCCCAUGUGGGAGGAGACUCUGGUGUUUGUGGUGCACGUGCCGGAGCUGGCCCUGGUACGCUUCCUGGUAUGGGACCACGACCCGAUCGGACAGGACUUCAUCGGCCAGCGCACCAUUGCCUUCAACAGCAUGCUACCAGGCUUCAGGCACGUGUACUUAGAAGGCAUGGAGGAGGCGUCCAUCUUUGUCCACGUGGCGGUGCAGGACAUCAGUGGUAAGGUAGGUGUCCCAGAGCUGCGGUGA